This is a messenger RNA of Tigriopus californicus, 802 nucleotides long. It is a transcript of the gene Vps20, whose product is annotated as charged multivesicular body protein 6-like. The transcript has 5 exons. Gene Ontology annotation, biological process: vesicle budding from membrane; late endosome to vacuole transport via multivesicular body sorting pathway. Bases 190 to 726 code for a protein of 178 amino acids. The record is from RefSeq and is a predicted model, not a curated record. Lineage: Eukaryota; Metazoa; Arthropoda; Copepoda; Harpacticoida; Harpacticidae. Gene Ontology annotation, cellular component: multivesicular body; ESCRT III complex.
UGAAGGUGCAUUUGAAUUUAAUUUCAGGCCCGUUGAAAGACCAAUUAAUUCAUUGGUUGAGGGUCCAAAUUCCGUCCUUGACUCCAGGAUGGGGGGCAUUUUGGCAAGGACAAGAAGAGUUCCUCUUCGCGGAUCACAGAGCAGGAUCAAGCCAUACUGAAACUCAAGAAGCAGCGUGAUCAAUUAAAAAUGUAUCAAAAGCGGAUUGAAGGCGUACUCGAAAAGGACCGGUUAAUGGCCAAAACAUUGCUCACAGCAGGAAAACGAGACCGCGCUAAGUUACUACUCCGUAAGAAGAAAUACCAAGAGGGUCUCCUUACUCGCACCGAUGGACAGCUUGAGACUCUUGAGCGACUUGUUCAGGAUCUGGAAUUUGCCCAAAUCGAAAAACAGGUCAUAGAUGGGUUGAGAGUGGGUAACGAUGCUUUGAAGAAGGCCAACGAGAUGUUCUCCAUUGAAGAGAUCGAAUCAAUCAUGGACGAUUCGAGGGAAGCCAUUGCUAAACAGCAGGAAAUCGACUCAUUGAUCAGCGGUCAGCUUUCCUCCGAGGACGAGGACGAGGUUCUGGCGGAAUUAGAGGCUUUGGGGCAGGAAAUCCAAGGACCCGAACCAGACCUCAAGCUUCCCGAAGUUCCUACCGAGAAGCUCCCAGAACCGGCGGAAACUGGCGAAAAGACCAAGUCAUCCGUCAAGAAAAAAAAGGCACCCGUGGCUUUGGAGUCUUGAACCGAUUUGGGUUGGCAAUUUUAUUAUGUAUCUAUCAUCAUAACCUGUGCGACAAUAAAAAAACAAAAAAAGAAAA